CGUCAAACAGGCAGAACAACGCUGUGUCUGGAAAUGUAACAUCUUCGCUUUGAAGAACAGUGAAGCACGAUGUGGAUUACUCUUUAUCUCCUCACACUCGUCUGGUUUUCUAAGACCCAAGCUGUCGACCUUUGUGAAAAUGUCAUCGCUGAGUGUCAAAAAGUUGAUCUCUCCUGGACCAGAUGCUAUGAGGACAGAAUUGCAUCCUGUAUACUAGGACGCCGUUUUCCUGUAAAUUUCAGCCGUCAGAUGGUGAACCUAUCUCAAGAGGCCAGGGUAAGUCCCACUCUUCAACACAGGGUUCACAUUCCAUCCUCAGCCCUUCAAAGAAGCAGAGGAGCUGCAUCUGUGGAGGAGGUACUUCUGGUGGCCACUGUGAUCAACAGCACUUUGUUCAAGCUGAGUCCUCCUCUGCCAAAAGGAAGGGGGAGAGGGUUAUUGCCAAAUCAAGCUACCAGCAGGCAAGUUAUGGACGGAUUUGUCCUGGCAGUGAGGGCAGGGAGCGUUCCUGUAAAAAACCUUUCACAACCCAUCAUAUUAACCUUCAAAUGCAACGAACAGGUAAUAAAUGGGACCUGUGUGUUUUGGGAGGAGUCGGCGCUGGAGGAUGGAACAGGUACUUGGAGCACAGACGGCUGUGUUACCACUGUCAACAGAACAGAAUUUAUUUGCAGCUGCAACCACCUGAGCUUCUUUGCUGUGCUUGUGAACCCUGCAAUAUCAGUGGAUACAAGGAAUGCUGUGAACCUAAGCUAUAUCACCUACAUUGGAUCAGCUCUGUCCGUCUUCUUCACAGUGAUCAGCUUGAUUAUCUUUAUAUGUCUACAACGGCGGCGUCCAGAGAAGGCCAUCAGUUUGCAUAUGCAGCUAACAGGCGCGCUGCUCUGCCUCCACCUCAGCUUCUUGCUGUGCAGCUUCUGGGUGUGGCAACUGAAGGAGGAUGAGGAGGGCUGGGUUUGUCGGAUUCUGGGUCUUUUUUUACACUGGUCCCUGCUGGCAACCUUCAGCUGGUCGGCUCUGGAAGGAUUCCACCUCUACCUUCUCCUAGUCAGAGUCUUCAACAUCUACGUUAGGAGAUACCUGCUCAAACUAAGCUUGGUGGGAUGGGGUCUUCCUACACUGACUGUAGCAGUUUGUGGGAUUUCAGGUGUUUAUGGCAAAAACAGUCUGGGACUGACUGAUAACAACAACCACAGUUCAACAGGUCAGAUAUGCUGGAUGAGCAGCACGUUCCCACACAGGCUUGUAGUCAGCUACAUCACCACUGUGGCCUUCCCGUGCCUGGUGAUCCUGUGCAAUUCUUGCAUGCUGGGGCUGGUGUUGUUUAAGCUCUGGCGGCUAAGGGAAGGGAGUGAAGGCACUAAAAGCUUGAAGAAGAUGAACGGAGAGAAAGGGACUAGGUUAUGGAAGGACUGUGCCACAUUACUAGGCCUCAGCUGUAUGCUGGGUUUACCUUGGGGAUUAGCGAGCGCCACCUACAUGUCCCUCCCUGGGAUCUAUGUUUUCACUAUACUAAACUCCCUGCAGGGGGUAUGCGUGUUCUUCUGGUCUGUGGCUUUGACCUGCAAGUCUCGAUCUGACAGUAACUCCUCAGUCGGAGACCCCUCCUCUCAGAAAAUGAUGACAACCAGUUUCAAUAACUGAUAUUCACAGCUCACAGAAAUAUAUUACCCAUUUCCUAUAUUAGGUGUUAACUAGACUCCAGCAAUGUGCAGUUAAAUUAUAACUAACAAUAACUUUAUUUGUUAAUGUCUUGCAACUCCUUUAAAUAACUAUUGCAAAUAAAAGCAUGCAUCAAUUGU
Molecule: messenger RNA, 1802 nt
Organism: Micropterus dolomieu (smallmouth bass)
Lineage: Eukaryota; Metazoa; Chordata; Actinopteri; Centrarchiformes; Centrarchidae
Product: adhesion G-protein coupled receptor G1-like
Exons: 12
Coding region: 70-1644 (524 amino acids)
Biological process (GO): cell surface receptor signaling pathway; adenylate cyclase-activating G protein-coupled receptor signaling pathway
Cellular component (GO): membrane
Molecular function (GO): G protein-coupled receptor activity
Source: RefSeq, a predicted model, not a curated record